Molecule: messenger RNA, 3232 nt
Organism: Diatraea saccharalis (sugarcane borer)
Lineage: Eukaryota; Metazoa; Arthropoda; Insecta; Lepidoptera; Crambidae
Source: the annotation of a GenBank genome assembly
AGUUAUUAUAGGAUCGUUCAUGCCUCUGGAGGUAUGUUAUAGUUCACAAUUUGUGAGUUGACCGUGUGUGUUGUUGUUUUAUAAUUCGUAUUUGGUAUACCAUAACAGUGGUGCGGAGUGUGUUGAAAGUUCAUUGCGCAAAUUUUGGAGCUGGAGAAAGUGCUAAUGUGCGAGUUAUGACAAAGUUGAUAAUAUGUGCGUUUUGAUAUUAUCGCGUGCGGAUGGACCGAUUUAAGUGUCCCUGAGAGGUAUUCUUUAAAAAGUGCCAUGGACGUCGACGGAGGGGUGUCACCUGAUUCAGUAAUAGUGCACAAUGUAGGAGAACAGAGCGCCCAUCUGAGUGAUGUCGUGGAGGUGAUAUUGGCGGACGACCCGACGUUCGGAGAGGGCCGCCCCCCACCCGACACAGUCCAGUCGUCGGCGCCUCCGCCCGGCACCAUGCAAGCGCCGGCGCCCUACGUGUACAUUGUCGAGCAGCCCGCGGCCAAGGCUCUCAGGUUCCGUUAUGAGUGCGAGGGCCGGUCGGCGGGUUCUAUUCCCGGGGUGCACAGCACGCCCGAGAACAAGACCUACCCGACCAUCAAAGUAUCCGGCUACAAAGGCUGUAUGAUUAUCGUUGUGUCCUGCGUCACCAAAGAUGAACCAUACAAGCCGCACCCGCACAACCUGGUGGGUCGCGACUGUCAGAAGGGCGUGUGCACGGUGAAGGUGAAGACGGAGGGCGACGCGGACUCCUGCCAGGUGCAGUUCAAGAACCUCGGCAUACAGUGCGUCAAGCGGCGCGACAUCGCCGACGCGCUGCGCGUGCGCCAGGAGCUGCGCGUCAACCCCUUCAAGAAUAGUCACAGAAGUCAGCCGCAGAGCAUAGAUUUGAACGCGGUUCGACUCUGUUUCCAGGUGUUCCUCACCGACGACACAUACAAGGUACAAUGUGCGCUACAACCGAUCGUGUCGGACGUGGUGUACGACAAGAAGGCGAUGUCGGAUCUGCUGAUCGUGCGCUCGUCGCAUUGUUCCGGACCAGUCCGUGGCGGUACCACAGUCAUACUAUUAUGUGAGAAGGUGACCCGCGAGGACACGGAGAUCUGGUUCUUCCUGGACGACUGGGUGGAGAAGGUCCCGCCGGAGUUCGUCCACAAGCAGCUCGCCGUCGUGUUCAAGACGCCGCCUUACCGCGACCAGACCAUACCGCAACCCGUCACGGUUCAGUUCCAGCUGCAUCGAGUCUCCGACCACGCCAAGAGCAACGUGUACAGCUUCGAGUACAUCCCCCAGGGACAAGGUACCAGGAAACCCCUCCCCGACCUCGCCGCCCUCGCGGCCCUCCUCCCCUCCCCGCCCUCCCCGUCCUCCCCCGACCCCAACAACGACGCGCUCGUGUCUUCCACCGGCGACCCGCCCGGCGCCGACGACUCCGCCUCGGAAACGAUGCAAGUGAACGGCCUCGACGUCGAGGAGCCCGACUCCAACGAGCGGAGCCUCGACGAGCUGCUGGAUCAGGUCGCCGAGCUCGACGAGAUAUACACGGAGAACCGGACCCGCCUGCAGAACGCCGCCGCCGCCCGGGACGAGGAGAGCGAGGACUUCGACGACGCCGGCACCUACACGAGCCUCCAGCUCGCCUUCCGGAACCCGGUGCCGAUAGCCGAGCCGGAGCCGGAGCCGGUCGAGGAGGCGCUCCGGUGCCGCGGCCCGAUCGUCGAGUUCGCGCCGCUCAAGAGGGACACGGAGGAGGCGCCCCCGCUGCCCCCGAAGAGGGUCCGCCGGGUGUCGGGCGCCGACCAGCUGCGCGGCAGCCGCACGUCCGUGGACAGCGUGCCGCGCCCCGGCCGCGCCCUGCCGCUGGCCCGAGAGGGCGACGGGCCGCUCGCCGGGGCCCGCAGCGAGCCCGCGUUGCCCCCGGUCAAGAAGAGGUCCUUCUUCUCGCGGCUGUUCCGCCGGCGGGAGAAGUCGCCCGCGCCCAGCGUCAAGUCGGAGGGCCGCAAGGAGAAGCGGACCAAGCCGGUCGGGCGGUCGGUGAGCAGCGCGUCCGGGCAGCGGCCGCCGCGGUUCCGGACGUCCGCGUCGCAGAGCUCGCUGAAGGCGGGCGGCUCGCAGGCGGGCCUCGGCUACGCGGACAGCAUCACGCACAUCUCGCUGCACGCGGACGACGAGCGCUGCGCCUCGCAGCCGUGCCUGCAGCCGCGCGCGCAGCCUCGCCCGCAGCCGUGCCCGCAGGUGCCGGACGGCGCCAUCCUGGUGGCGGAGAGCGUGCUGGCGCUGGACCCGAGCGCGUUCCGCAAGCUGCAGGACGACCUGGAGCUGACGGAGGCGGAGCACUACGCGCUGUACAUGGCGGUGGCGCCGCACGCGACCGCCUCCGAGUUCGACGAGACCAGCUGCUACUACUCGCCCGUGGACGCCUCCAAAUUCCACAAUUAACGAUCCGACCGGCCGGAUCUCCCGAAAUAUGCGUCCGACGCGAUCGAGACCUGGGGUCUCGGUCGAUGGGGUCGAAACUGCAGAGGAACGGUCCCGCCGAUGGAUACCCGCGCCGACGAAUACGACGGCGAAGAGCCGUUUGAAUGCUCCGAAGACGCAUUCGUUGCGCUGAUAUUAAAAACUACGUCCCAUAUCAGAGAUCGGUCCGGGCUUGAAUUUUGUGGUUCUUUAUUAUUCGCGUGAUGAUUCUUUGAUUUAUUUUCGAAACAAAAUAUUGCAACGAUUCGAUUAUUGUUCACUCGCCUCGUCGGGUUACUUAAAUGUUCCCUUCCCGUGCUGAUAAUUAUGGUUAGUGUAUUGCAGAAUUUAGCAUUCUCCGGUAACAUAAUAUGCUGUUGUGGAUGCAAAAAUAUUGCUAGAUAUACGCACUAAAAUGAGGUUUGCAGUACAUUUAUUUUGAAACUAUAACAGAAUUAUAAAGAUUUAACAUUGUAAGUUAAUUCUGUUAAAUUCUGUUGUUACUUGAAAAAAAAAAAUGGCGACAGAGGCAACUAUUUUCGUAUUAGCGUUAAAAUUUUCACCAAACAUAGUGGACAUCUCCAUGACAUACAAAAUAAAAUCGCGCAUUUAAUAACUUAAGUAUACAAAUGUUUUUAUUAGUUACUUAAUAUGACUACGGACAGAAGAUUAUUGCAAAUUUACGUUAAUAAAUAAAAAAUGGCUCUCCUAUUAGAACCGAGAGUGCAUAAACCAUUAAUGAAGAUGGAAAAUAGAAGAUUGAAAAUACAAGAGGCUAAAAGAAGAAGACCCU